Messenger RNA from Cryptosporidium muris RN66, 486 nucleotides. RefSeq lists its product as uncharacterized. Gene Ontology annotation, cellular component: cytoplasm. NCBI's taxonomy places the organism in Eukaryota, Apicomplexa, Conoidasida, Eucoccidiorida, Cryptosporidiidae. The transcript is spliced from 3 exons. Bases 1 to 486 code for a protein of 161 amino acids. The record is from RefSeq and is a predicted model, not a curated record. Gene Ontology annotation, molecular function: UFM1 conjugating enzyme activity. Gene Ontology annotation, biological process: protein K69-linked ufmylation.
AUGAAUAAUUUCAAAAACCGUUUAAUAAUUGAUAAGAUUCCUUUAAUGAGUUUAAAUGCUGGUCCUAAUAAUAAGGAAUGGAAUAAUAGACUCAAAGAAGAGUUAUCAUCUAUUAUAAAGUAUAUUACAUUACUUAAAGAGACAGGUCAAGAUUGGUUUUAUAUUAAAUCAAAUCCUCAAGGAACAGAAUGGACGGGUAAAUGUUGGUAUAUAUAUAAUAUGGAUAAAUAUGAAUUUGAUUUUCAGUUUAAGAUACCCGAUAAAUAUCCAUUAACUCCAAUAGAAAUUGAAUUGCCACAAUUAGAUGGUAAGACAGAAAAGAUGUAUCGUGGAGGAAAGAUAUGUUUAGAUAUUCACUUUAUUCCAUUAUGGGCAAAGAACUGCCCCAAAUUUGGAAUUGCCCAUGUACUUGCUAUGGGUUUAGCUCCUUGGUUAGCAGCCGAGAUACCGUAUUUAAUAGAUUCAAAUAUUAUAGGGAGAGAGUAA